AUGGCGGUACCAAGCGAGCGAGCAGACCGUUCACUGCAUGUCGCCAUCAUUGGAGCAGGCCCGGCUGGACUGGCGGCCGCCAUCGAGUUCGCGAAGCUGCCCUAUGUGCACUGGCGGCUGUACGAGCAAGCCACGGCCAUCCGCGAGGUGGGCGCUGGGAUCAGCGUGCAACGCAACACCUGGCGUAUCCUCGACGUGCUCGGCGCCUCCAAGAACUUUGCCCCCGGCAGCUUCUACCGUGCGGCUGACGGGCACUCUGUGCAGCAUCGCAACGGUAGAACAACCGAGCUCUUGGACUCUCAUGGUCAGCAAGACACGCCGUCAAACCACCUACAUGCCCGCACGAGGCGCUCGGUCUUACAGAAAGCUAUCUUGAAGGAGGUCGACUUGAGCCACGUUAGGCUUCAGUCCCGUCUGGUCAGGGUCGAGCAAAGACCCGGGGGCAGGCUGCGACUCGAAUUCGAAGAUGGCUUUGAAGACGAGGUCGACCUGCUGGUGGGAGCAGAUGGGGUUCGCUCGGUCGCCCGAGCCUUCGCAUUCCCGCAGCACCGCAUCAGCUACACUGCCAGGAAGGUCUACCGCUCUCUCGUGACCUACGACGAGAUGGCCACCAUUCCCAAUGUCCCCGACGCAGUGACGUUCUGGCAUGGCCCGACUUCCUGGCUGUACACGUGUCCCCUGGGGGACAAUACGUACGAGAUCACGGCUAUGGUCACCGAGCACGACGAAAGAGAAAGCCAAGUGAGUUGGGGCCAGGAAGCUUCCUUCGACCAGGUCACGCCGCACUUUCAGGACUUUGCGCAGAUUGUGAAGGACAUCAUCGUCCUGCCGAAGACUGUCCAGCAGUACGCUCUGUUCGCAGGACCACAGUUGUCCACGGUCGUCGCGCGCGAUUCGAUUGCACUGGUGGGCGACGCUUCACAUCCUCUAUCUGGUGCUUUCGGUGCCGGAGCCGGCUUCGCCCUGGAAGACGUCUUUGUGCUUGCCCGGUCGGUUGCUUGGGCUCAUGAUCGUGGGUUGGCGCCGGGGGACGGCUUGCGACUGUUUGACCAGAUCCGAUCGCCUCACUACCGUCGACUGUAUGGUGUCCUCGACAAGUUCGCCGAAACCGGUGCGUAUCUGAAUAGCCUGAGUCCCACGCCAUCAUUCGACACCGCCGUCCGCAUCCUGGUUGAGAAUAAUUGGGGAAAUGACCACAACUGGCUGUACCAUUACGACGUCCAGAAAGCGUGGAAAGACGCGGUCGAAGCGGAAGACCAGCGUCUUCAGUCUAGUGCACGGGCGAGGCUUUAG
This is a messenger RNA of Capronia epimyces CBS 606.96, 1293 nucleotides long. RefSeq lists its product as uncharacterized. Gene Ontology annotation, molecular function: FAD binding. Lineage: Eukaryota; Fungi; Ascomycota; Eurotiomycetes; Chaetothyriales; Herpotrichiellaceae. The record is from RefSeq and is a predicted model, not a curated record. Gene Ontology annotation, biological process: secondary metabolite biosynthetic process. The transcript is spliced from 8 exons. Bases 1 to 1293 code for a protein of 430 amino acids.